Benincasa hispida (wax gourd) is the source of this 634-nucleotide messenger RNA. RefSeq names its product glycine-rich protein-like. The record is from RefSeq and is a predicted model, not a curated record. Lineage: Eukaryota; Viridiplantae; Streptophyta; Magnoliopsida; Cucurbitales; Cucurbitaceae.
UAUUUUUCUCAUCCCAUCUCCAAAACAAAAUCUCUUAUUAAACACGAAAAUGAGUUCCAAAGCUUUUGUUUUUCUCGGUCUUCUUCUCGCUUUCGUUCUCCUCAUCUCUUCGGAGGUGGCCGCGAGAGACCUCGCGGAGACCUCCUCCAAGAAGGACAACGAUGAUGUUGCAGAGGUCACGGUGGAGACCAAUGGCGUAGAGGAUGCCAAGUAUGGAGGAGGGUACGACAGAGGCUAUGGUGGUGGUCGUGGCGGUUACGGACAUGGCGGUUACGGACAUGGUGGCUACGGUGGUCGUGGUGGUUAUGGUGGCGGCUACAGAAGGGGUUGCCGGUAUGGUCGGUGCGGGUACAGGUGCUGCAGCUACGCUGGUGAAGUUGUUGAGGGCGCAAAACCUUAAGACAACGUUUGGAAUGGGUUGAAAUAAUAAAGUAGUUUAAAAUUUGUGUUUAGUUAAAUGUGUGAACUUUGAAGUUUGAGAAAUAAAUGCAUGGGGAAUGGGAGGGCCUAGCUUGUAGUUUUUCUUUUUCCCUAUGUUUGGGUUUCAGUAUGUUGCUACAAGUUUGCUUUUGCAAAUUUUUAUAAAUAUCAACAUAUUUUCAUUUGGAUGCGAUCGUUAUUUGCAUCUCGAUAA